CGUGGGGACUGCCCCAUGGGGAAGCCCCAGCCCCCCACUCCCAGCCCGUCCCCCAGCUGCAACUGUGCGGCUGUUCACUACCCCCACGGCGCACCCCAGAGAUGGGCGCAUCUCAGCGCCGGGUGAGGGGUCCCUGGGUAACCAGCUGCCCCGCCCCAGAGGUGGCUGCAUCUCAGCGCCGGGUGAGGGGUCCCUGGGUAACCAGCCACCUCGCCCCAGAGGUGGGCGCAUCUCAGCGCCGGGUGAGGGGUCCCUGGGUAACCAGCCGCCCCGCCCCAGAGGUGGCUGCAUCUCAGCGCCGGGUGAGGGGUCCCUGGGUAACCAGCCGCCCCGCCCCAGAGGUGGCUGCAUCUCUGCAGUGCUCCAGGCUGCCCCCUUCCCCCAUCACCUCGGCUGCCCCAUGGCAGGACAUGCCCCACAUCCCCUGCGCCCGGCCUGCGCUGCCGGCCAGCGUCUUUCCCUGCAUGCUGCAAGGACCGGUGGCUGCUAACAGGCAGCACGGCCCACGCACGGAUGCGCACUCCCAGCACAGACGCCCUCGCACGGACACACUCGUGGAAGCGCUGACACGGACGCUCGCUCAGGGGCAGGUGUGCGGCCAUACGGGCACGUGCCCAGUGACCGAUGUGGUGCCCGUGCCGCCCGCUGCCUGGUUGCUGCCAAGGACACGUUUACAGGGACCCCGUACAGCCCCGUGCGCGCUGCCGCCCCUUCGCACGAGCGCACGCCCUCGUGAACUCUCUCGCUCCCUCGCACGCACACACAAAACACCUCUGUCUCUGUCGCGCCCGGAGACCCCCGGGCACGGCUCGGGACACGCUCUAGUGACCCAGCUGCCCGUGCACACGUCGGUUGUGCGGUCGCACGCCAGGCACCAACGCGACGCACAAUCCGGGCUCCCUCAGCUGAUCCUUUCCCUGUCGCCCUCCUGCCUCCCCAGCAGCCGCCUGGCACGGAGCCGGGCAGCUGGAGCGGCGUGGGGGGGGGCGUGGGGGGGCGGGAGGUUCCUCUGCGUAAUCAGAAUGGGGAGAACAAAUGAAUCACGCUCCCACGCCCCCCCCCGCCCCCAGCGACCGCAGGCCCCCCCCCGCCCUCUCAAGCCACCAUGA
Messenger RNA from Gopherus flavomarginatus (Mexican gopher tortoise), 1109 nucleotides. RefSeq names its product mucin-1-like. The coding region runs from base 102 to 1109 and encodes 335 amino acids. The transcript is spliced from 2 exons. The record is from RefSeq and is a predicted model, not a curated record. NCBI's taxonomy places the organism in Eukaryota, Metazoa, Chordata, Testudines, Testudinidae.